Effrenium voratum is the source of this 2286-nucleotide messenger RNA. NCBI's taxonomy places the organism in Eukaryota, Dinophyceae, Suessiales, Symbiodiniaceae. The record is from the annotation of a GenBank genome assembly.
AUGGCGCCCAUGGAGGUGAAGCUCCGCGUGGGCUCCAACGAGCCCUUUGUCCUCGAAGUGGACGACGAGGAGACGGUGGAAGCCUUGGCGGUGCUGGUGAUCUCCUUGAAGCCAGAGCUGGGCGAGCAGGAUUUGCCGCGGCUGGUGCACAAGGGAAGGGUGCUGAAGCACGAGCAGGUGGUGAAAGACCUCGGAAUUCAAAGCUCGGAGUUUGUGGUGGUCGUGCCAGCGAAGGGGCCAGAAGCAGAAGCACCUGCUGCCCCAGCUGCACCGGCACCGGCCGCCCCGGCGGCGCCGGCGGCUGCGGCGGCGGUGCCAGGAGCUUCCCCAGAGGUGGUGCAGAAUCUGUGCAGCAUGGGCUUUGAGCGGGCAAAGGUGGAGCAGGCCCUGGCGGCCGCCUUCAACAACGCCGAGCGGGCGGUGGAGUACCUCUUCAACGGUAUCCCUGCAACUGCUGCAGGUAUGGCCCCAGCGCCUGCAGGAGCCACCGGUCAUUGGGCAGAGGCCACUCUGGGCACGCAGCUCGUCACCAAGUCCGGGCUGCAGAGUACUGCGACGGCUCUCGCAGGCGCCAAGGUGGUGGCGCUUUACUUCUCCGCCCACUGGUGCCCCCCAUGCCGCGGCUUUACGCCGCAGCUGGCGGCGGCGGUGGCUGGGAACCGCUUCCCGCAGCUGGCGGUGGUCUUCGUGUCCAGCGACCGCAGUGAGAGCGACUUCCAGUCGUACUAUGGAGAGAUGCCCUGGUUGGCACUUCCAUUUGGCUCACCUCAGAAGGAGACUCUUGGCGUGACCUACCAGGUGCGGGGCAUCCCCUCCCUCAUCAUCCUGGAUGGCAGCACUGGCCGCCUGAUCUCCUCGGACGGCCGAACUGACGUGGCGAACUGCCGCUUCGACAUGGAGUCCUGCCUGCAGACUUGGGGGGUGGCUCCAGCGCCUGCACCGCCACCAGCGCCCAAGGAAGACCCGGGGCCACCCAAGAAGGCGCUCCCACCAGCCAUGGCCAUUGACGAGGAGAAGGCCCAGGCCGCUCUGGCGCGCGUGCUAGAGGAGGAAUGGGAGGUCCAGGAAGCCUUCUUCAAGACAGGCAUCAAGGUGCCAUCGCGGAUGGUCGGGACCCUCUACUACGUGGAGGAGGUCAAGUACAAGGCCGAGAAGGCCCUGAUUGCGGCGAAGUUCAAUGGCCUGUCCUUGAAGACAGCCAAGUUCGAUGCUCAGAAGGAUGUGAAGAAGCCUGGCUUCUAUGAGAAGAACCCCACCGGCAAGGUGCCCUUUCUUGAGACGCCGUAUGGCUGCAUCAGCAACAGCAAUGCUGUGGCAAGAUACGUGGCGCGGUGCCGGGCCGACACCGGGCUUUGCGGGGACUCCUUUUUGGAGGAGACUGACGUGGACCAGUGGCUAGACUUCGGCUACGAGGUGGAGACGCCGCUGAUGACGUGGCUCUACCCGGUGCUGGGGCUCAUGGAGAAUCAACCCGCGGCUGCCAGUGCCGCCCAGGAGGAUGUCAAGAAGGCGCUGGCGGCGAUGGAGACGCACCUGGCGCAGAGUGCGUUUCUGGCAGCGGAGAAGGUGACGCUGGCGGACAUCGUCUUGGUGUGCAUCCUCAAGGAGGGCUUUCUGAGGCUUUUCGACCCCGCCUUCCGCAAGCCUUUCCCCAAGCUCUGCCAAUGGUUCCAGAAGUGCUGCAGCAUGUCGCAGUUCAAGACAGUUUUGGGCGAGUUGCAGCUGUGUGAGAAGAUGCAAGGGCCGAGCGCAGUGGCAGGAGGCCUAGGUUUGAGCCCUGCGGACUUUGCCGGUCAGAAGGCGCCAAAGAAGGCAAAGGAGACCAAGGAGGAGCCAAAGAAGGCAGAGCCGAAAGAGGCAAAGAAGGCGGAACCCAAGAAGGAGGCGAAAAAGGCGGAGCCCAAGGCUGAGCCCAAAGCCCAGCCGGCCGCUGGCGGCGCUUCGGAUGCUGAAGUGAAGGCAGCGGGAGAUGCUGUUCGAGCGCUCAAGGAGAAGCUGAAGGCUGACGGGCUCAGCGGGAAGCAGGUCAACACCCACCCAGAGGUGCUGAAGCUUGUGGAGCAGCUGAAUGCGCUGAAGUCCGGCGCCGCGGCGCCCGCGGCGCCCGCGGCGGCGCCAAAAGCGGCGACCGUGUCAGAGGCGGACGUGAAGGCGGCUGGCGAUGCGGUGCGCGCUCUGAAGGAGAAGCUGAAGGCUGAGGGUCUCAGUGGGAAGCAAAUCAAUGAGCACGCUGAGGUGAAGCAGCUGGUCGAGAAGCUGAACUCCCUGAAGUCUUCCUUGGCUUAG